CUUUGCCUCCCUUGGCACCUUCCCCCCAUCCUUGGCACCUUUCCCAUUGGGUGGCAUUCUUGAAAAUACCCUUUGGAGAAAAUGAAUGGGACAACUGGAAAGAUAACUUCUAGCUAGCCAUCUACUACAAGACAGGCUUAGUCGUGAUGUUUCUGCUUUAUCACAAAUGUGCGCUAAACUGCGCGGAAGUAAACGAGAAAUUGCGCAUGCAUCAUCCAGUUUAGAUGUUUUGAACAAUACUCAUUUCCUAUACGCACCGUUUUAUAUUAAAUCGUUUUCCAAUGCAUAUUGAUUUUAAAAAGCUAUUUAUGAUGUGUGCUCACUGGGUUUCCUUGGGGUAAAUUACAAUGUUAAGCUUCACUGGAAAAGUUUCUGAACGCAACAGCAUUUYGACCAAUAAAAAACCCUGUUAUUUACCGGGUGGGCUGAGCCAGACGGUUACUAUGGGAAUCCGACUAAACACAAGGUUCAAGGUGACAUUUGUUUUUGUUGUGCUAGAGUUUCUCUGAUACAAGUACUUGUAAUUCACACCAAGACAUGGAAUGUAACCUUUUUAAAAUCUCAUUAAUUGAGAUGGCUGAUAACUAAUGAACAUUUUACUAACGAUAAUGGAAUUGUACAAGAAGAUUAUGUGUCUGGGAAGAGGUGGCGCAGCAGAAGUAUUCCUGAUGAAACACGCGGAGUCUAAGAGACUGCAUGCAGUGAAAAGAAUACAAGCAGACGACUCUCGCAAAACAAAGACCAAAGAGGCCAUCCUACAAGAAGCUGAAAUCAUCAGGAAGCUGAAACACCCUCACAUAGUGACCUGCAGCGAGGCUCUCUUUGACUCAAAUGAUGGAUACAUCUAUAUAGUCAUGGACUACUGUGAUGGAGGGACACUGGAUGACAAAGUCAAGGAGAGAAAGACAGGGGACUAUUUCCCAGAGUGGAUGAUAAUGGAGUGGUUUGUACAGGUUACCAUGGCAGUCAGCUACAUUCACUCAGCUAGAAUCCUCCACCGGGACAUCAAAACCUCCAAUGUGCUUCUAACUAAGAGAGGCGUGGUAAAGGUGGGGGACUUUGGGAUAUCCAAGAUAAUGACCAACACAGUGGAUAUGGCUCGUACCUGUGUUGGUACCCCCAGCUACCUGAGUCCAGAGCUGUGCCAGGACGUCCCAUACAGUUCUAAGUCUGAUGUCUGGGCACUGGGAUGCUUGCUGUAUGAGAUCUGUGCUCUCAGACCGCCGUUUGCUGCCUCCAACCUGCUCAGUCUGCUCUGUAAGAUCAUCAGAGGAGAGUACAGCCCUGUUCCCCAGACCUACUCAGACAGCAUCACCCCUCUGGUCCAGAUACUGCUCUGUCCGGUGCCUGAGGACAGACCUAGUGCUGGAGCCAUAUUGGACAUGAUCUAUGUACGGGAACAUCUCAGAGAGUUUGUCAAGCACAGGGAGAUAGAGUUAGCAGUGUAUGAUAAUGUAGACUCCAGAUCCAUACCCCUCUCUAGUUGGGUCUGUGAGUCUGUGAGAACAUCUGGCUCUGUGAGUUCACCUGCAGAUAAGAGCAUGGCCGUGACUGCAGAAUGGAAGGAGGACAGCAGCAGUCACAAGGGUGAUGUGGUCAGCGUAGGCCAGUCUGACUACUCUGAGGACUUUGAUGACGACAACAGCUUGUCUUCCAUAGAGGAACACAGAGAGGACGAGGCAACCUCUACACCUGUUAAUGCUGUCACGGAGGAUGUCUCUAUGGAAGCUAAUGUGACCCCUGAAGUGGAGGCCCCUAGUGAGUACCCUGAUGACUUUGAGGAGGAGGAAGACGAGGAUGUGAUGAUGGUGGUCCACUAUGCCGGCGCUGCUCUGGAGCUCCCUGCAGAGGGUGAUGGGGAGGAGUUUCAGCUGAGGGACGCAGGGGGUGUGGCUGUCACGCUGAAGACUUUGAGAGACAGCUAUAUCAUGGAGGGCAUCGGCCCCUCUCUCUACGAGCAGAUCAGCGAACACUUUGAGAACGGUCUCAGCCCUGAAGACCAGCAGUCACACUUUAAACACACGCUGGGGACCUGACCACCUGGAAAACUGCAAUCUCAUAUUCACUCUCAACCAAGAGGGUAAACUCUCUUAAAACAUUUAAAUGGUGGAACCAACCUCCAAACCUGGACUUCUGAUGCACCAUGACAUUACCUGUAGGCCUACAAUGCCGCAAGUUUAUGUUGGGGAAUGAUUUGUCAUCCAUCAUGGUUCCUAACAUUGUAAACAGAAGAGGGUGCUAWCAGGCUUUUAAUUGAAACUGUGGAGGGGGAAAUACCCUGAGUUACUGUGGCAGUUCACAGCCCAAACUGAUUUGAGGUUUCAUGACACCGGUAGCAAGUUAAAAGAUCAGAGGAGAUACCACCUUGAAGUGUGAACAUCUGUGGGUAAGACAGUGAGAACACCCUCCUUCAAAAUACCUUGAAGUGAAGUAAGCAGAAAUCUAAAGGGUUUUUUGUUGGUUCCCGCCUGGAAGCAGUGGAACUGUAGAAAGUGCUUGAAAAAUAAAGAAAAUUGAUUCACUUAUGAUGUCAAGUAGAAACUUUCCUUAUUUAUCUAUUUAAUUACUUCCAUGUAAAUACAUUUCUAUGUUGUCUCAAAAUGUUUUACUUCAUGUACUACUGAAGAAGAAAUCCCAUUUAUUUUUAYUGAAAUGUUUGGCAAUAUGCUAAA
Messenger RNA from Salvelinus sp. IW2-2015, 2672 nucleotides. It is a transcript of the gene nek12, whose product is annotated as NIMA-related kinase 12. The record is from RefSeq and is a predicted model, not a curated record. Gene Ontology annotation, biological process: protein phosphorylation. Gene Ontology annotation, molecular function: ATP binding; protein kinase activity. Lineage: Eukaryota; Metazoa; Chordata; Actinopteri; Salmoniformes; Salmonidae.